AUGAACUCGUCGUCAAAGUCGUCGUCGUUACGGAAGGUGGAAUUUCCAUCGUCGUCGUCCAGAGGAGGAGGAGCUUUCGCGUCGUCUUCUUCUCCACAAAAUUCGUGUUCUUCUUGGGAAACUUUCGACGACGACGACGUGCACUGUAACGAUGAAAACGAUGAUGACGAUGCGCGCGCACGUCGAAGUGUGCGUCGUCGUCCUUCUUUAGCCGACGCGCAACCUUCGAACCGCGACCGAACAACCGAGGAGAAUAAUAACGCUGAAAAAUCUGCUUCUGCAAGAAACCAUCAUCCGAUAUCCGAGGACGUCGCGUUCGCGCGGAUGAACAAACCGAACGACGUUCGGUUACGAAAUCUGUUUUUUCAGCGAGACGUUUCCGUGUACUCUUCGGUCGCAGAAACGGCGCGAAUACGAGCGAAUACGUUCAACGCGAACGGGAAGAAACCAAACGAAAAGUUGGACAUUCGAGACUGGUUGAUGAAUGACGACGGUGAUGAUGAUGCCGUGGUUGACGUCUACGCGGUUGGGUUUCAAGAGAUUGUGCCGUUGCAAGUGCAGAAAGUAUUGAAAGUGCAAGACGUGGAGCGAGACGCGCGGAUGUGGGACGAGAAGAUUUUGAGAUGUUUGAAUAGUGUUAGCGCUAGAAAUGGGGUAGGGGGAGGAUACGUGAAAAUAACGUCCGUGCAGUUAGUUGGGGUGUAUUUGACGAUAUUUGUUCGCGAGGAGUUGAUUCGAAAAGGUUCUAUACGAGAGAGACCAAUCGCGACGAAAGUCGCGACUGGAUUUUCUUUGGGAUUCGGGACGGGAUCUAUGAACGUAAAGUUAGGGAAUAAAGGUGGGUGUUGCGCUUUGAUAAAGAUACGAGAUACGACGAUUGCGUUCGUAUGCGCGCAUUUAGCGGCGGGGUCUAAAGAGGAAGACGCAAAGAGAAGGAAUGCGGACGCGGCGGAAAUUUUGCAAAAGUGCGUGUUCGCUCCGGACGAAGACGAACAAGGAGAGGAUGAAAGAGAUUUUCGUUCUUCGAAUAGUAUUCGAUGGGAAAAGCCCUCGCGAACGAGAACUAUACACGACGCGACGGUCUCGAUAUUCUUUGGCGAUCUGAACUAUCGCUUAAACGCUCCGAAAGAUGACGUGUUAGAACACGUUCGCUUAAAAUCGAACGAAGCCGAAUUGAACGCGUCAUCGUUUCGUGCGAGCGCGAGCAAUUAUAUUCCACUCUUGAAGCACGAUCAGUUAUUAAACGAAAUGCAAAGCGGGAAUGUGCUCCCAGGCUAUCGAGAAGGUUCUAUUGAGUUCCCUAUGACGUAUAAAUUUAAACCCGGGACGUCGCGGUAUUCCGGCAUCGGACGCGCUGCUACGUCAUCGUCAAAAGACAACAUAAACAACAACGAAUCCGAUUACGAGAACGAUUUCAACGACGAAUUUGACGACGGUGAAAGCAAUAGCACCAAAGCAGACGAUAAGGAAGAGAAAAAGAAGCGCGCGCCGGCGUGGUGCGAUCGAGUUUUAUGGAAAGGCGACGAUUUACAUCUGUUGGGAUACAGAGACCACGACGAGAUUUACCACUCAGACCACAAACCAGUAUCUGCUACGUUUGAGUUGAAGUGUCGUACGGUCGAUUAUAACGGUCGUUUAGAGCGAAUGCUGACAGAUUUACAGCGGAAGUUAGAUGCCGAAGAGACGAACAGAGCGCACGCGACGAAGGUAGUUUUGGAAAGCGGCACCAUGUGUGAUUUUGGCGAGGUGCAUUAUUGCGAGCGAGUGACGAGGAGGAUUCAGUUCAAAUUCCCACGAAACAAUCACGGGAACGCGGUGUCCUUUACUCUUGGAUUUCACGGCCGCGGGGGAAGUUACGACGACCUCGUCAACGAUACCGAAGACGACGCGCCAAAAUGGGUGCGCGAUAUUACGCCAGCGAAAGCAACCGUUUCUGCUGAAACGUCCGUGUUUGUAGACAUCUCUGCGUUUGUUGGUGGAGCAGGAACUAUUCGUUCUGUAGGCGCAUCGAAUUCGCUCGACGCCGUUCUAGUAAUCCGCGCCGAACAUUGUCAAGACGCGUACAUUGCACUCACGGGUGUGUAUGCGCAAAAUCCGAUUUUCGGCGCGCCUUUGCGCUCCUUACCUCCGAGCGUAUUUCCACCGGAUGUUCCGUCAGUCAUCUCUACACUGAUCGACUCGCUCUUUGCGUUUGGUUCGAUAUCGAAGAAUGAUUUGUUUACGCAGAAAAGCAGCGAAAAGGAAAGGAUGAAUGCCGUGAAUAACUGUUUGCGUCUGUGCGGAGUCUCCCAGAGCGCGUUCAACGACAUGCAUUCCUCCUCUUCCUCUUCCUUGUUGGACGAUUUCACCGCUUUGUCCGUGAUGUCCUCAUCGAAACCAUCCUCUUCGGUGGUGGAACUCGCGCUUGCGUUAUUGGAAUUCUUCCACGCUUUACCCGAACCGCUCUUUGGCGACGGCUCUCUCUUUACGGGAUGUUUCCGAGAUGAAGAGUAUAUGGACGAAGCGGCGAGAAAGCAACGCCUCGAAAACGUCUUGCGCCAGUCGUUGGAGAAAACUGCGUACGCGUCGGCGACGUACACUCUCGCGUUCUUAACCAACUACGUCGGCAGAAACUCUCCUUCAUCGUCAACCCGACUCGAAAGCGUCUGUCGCGCCUUUGCAAACGCCUGGUUUUCGAAAGCAGACGCCUCGACCUUUUCGCUCGUCCGUCGCCAGGAAAUCGUGAAAUGUUUACUGUCUUCCUCCGGGAACACCGCCGCGACUACUCACCAUCAGCAAUUGAACGAUUUAUUCUCCACCACAAAUAGUACCACCACCACCAAUAGCAAUCCCACCAAUAGCGCUGCCGGGGCCGCGAAAGUCACGCGCAGCUUGCUCGAUUUGUAA
Messenger RNA from Bathycoccus prasinos, 2886 nucleotides. RefSeq lists its product with no specific name. Lineage: Eukaryota; Viridiplantae; Chlorophyta; Mamiellophyceae; Mamiellales; Bathycoccaceae. Gene Ontology annotation, biological process: phosphatidylinositol dephosphorylation. The transcript has a single exon. The record is from RefSeq and is a predicted model, not a curated record. The coding region runs from base 1 to 2886 and encodes 961 amino acids. Gene Ontology annotation, molecular function: phosphatidylinositol-4,5-bisphosphate 5-phosphatase activity.